GACUCAAUCCAUGGAAUGCCAUCCAGUUCUCCUUGUUCUCUCCAACUCUUCUGUCUAGAAGAAGGGAUAUUCCAAUUCUAUUAACAAGAUGUCUUCUCCUAUCUGCAAGCUCACCGUGAUUUCUGCAAUACUUACAGGACUCUCGGUCUUAUUGUCUUUGGAUUCUGUGUUCCAUGAUUCCAAGAAUCCAGACAUUGAGAUGCUGCCACUGGAUGCUGCAACUGGUCCUGAAAGCAUAGCCUUUGAUGCUAAGGGUGAGGGUCCAUACACUGGGAUAUCGGAUGGUCGGAUAUUGAAAUGGCAAGGGAAGGAACACGGAUGGCUUGAAUACGCUGCUGUCCAUGCCCCGCAUCUGUUGAGCAAGUGUAGAGGCUCACAAGAUCCAAAUCUGGAACAUGUCUGUGGGCGACCGCUGGGUCUGCGAUUUAGCGACAAGACCGGGGAACUUUUUGUUGCAGAUGCUUAUCUAGGGUUGUUAGUGGUCGGUCCUGAUGACAAAUUUGCAACACCAAUUGCUAAACAAGCACAAGGUGUUGAGUUCCAUGUAACCAAUGGUUUGGACAUAGAUCCUGACAGUGGAGCUGUCUAUUUUACUGAUAGUAGCAUGCGCUUUCAAAGAAGGCAAUACAUCUCAGCAGUAAUAGCUGGUGAUAAAACGGGAAGGUUGAUGAAGUACGACCCUCAAAGCAAAGAGGUCCAAGUCCUACUCGACUCCUUGUCCUUCCCCAAUGGGGUGGCACUAAGCCAAGAUGGCUCCCACCUUCUCAUUGUGGAGACCAUCACCUGCAGAAUCUUAAGAUACUGGCUUCGAACACCCAAGGCCAACACUGUUGAAGUCAUCGCCCAACUCCCAGGAUUCCCAGAUAACAUCAAGCGGAGCCCAAGAGGAGGCUUCUGGGUGGCUCUCCAUUCCAAGAGAACAAAGUUUGUAGAGAGGGUUCUCUCCGAUCCUUGGCUGUGUGACGUUCUCCUUAACUCCUCAAUUGACCUCCAGAGGGUGUCUUCGUUCGUAAAUCGGAGGAGUGGAAAGGCAUCUGCACUGAGGUUGAGCGAAGAUGGCCAGGUUUUGGAGGUUUUGGAAGGAUUUGGUGGAGGGACAAUGAGAGCCAUUAGUGAGGUGGAAGAGAGGUACGGGAGGUUGUGGAUUGGGUCUAUAGCGAUGCCAUUUGUGGGCAUUUAUAAUGUUACUGGACCAGCAUAGAGGAUCACCACUUUGCUUGGUCUACUAUCUCUUUAAACAUUGCAUGUUGGAUGCUUUUGGUUAUAAGGUUCUAAUAAUUGUCUAUGUAAUGAUCAACUAGAAAUAUGUUAAUUUUAAAUUUCUAGUUGUCUAUAUGAUGAUCAUAUAGAAAUAUGUUCUUUUCUCGAU
This is a messenger RNA of Elaeis guineensis (African oil palm), 1369 nucleotides long. Its product is annotated as protein STRICTOSIDINE SYNTHASE-LIKE 10. Gene Ontology annotation, molecular function: hydrolase activity. The record is from RefSeq and is a predicted model, not a curated record. Lineage: Eukaryota; Viridiplantae; Streptophyta; Magnoliopsida; Arecales; Arecaceae. Gene Ontology annotation, cellular component: endomembrane system.